Molecule: messenger RNA, 1537 nt
Organism: Triplophysa rosa
Lineage: Eukaryota; Metazoa; Chordata; Actinopteri; Cypriniformes; Nemacheilidae
Product: eukaryotic initiation factor 4A-III
Exons: 12
Coding region: 12-1331 (439 amino acids)
Cellular component (GO): nucleolus; catalytic step 2 spliceosome
Molecular function (GO): ATP binding; RNA helicase activity; mRNA binding
Source: RefSeq, a predicted model, not a curated record
UUGUGCGUCACAUGCGCGACACACGCGGCGUUCUUCCGUUCGGCCUUCAGACGCGUUCGAACGCGCUUUCAUAUUUCGACUCGCGCUUUGUAUUAAAUCUGACCGCAAUAAUGGCCGCAGCCCCCGUUCCCGUGAGGAAAAGGAUCAUGAAGGAGGAAGACAUGACCAAGAUCGAGUUUGAGACGAGUGAAGAAGUCGAUGUGACGCCGACGUUUGACACGAUGGGCCUGAGGGAAGAUUUACUGCGCGGGAUCUACGCAUACGGUUUUGAGAAGCCAUCAGCCAUUCAGCAGCGAGCCAUUAAACAGAUCAUAAAGGGAAGAGACGUCAUUGCCCAGUCACAGUCCGGCACUGGUAAAACAGCCACAUACUGUAUAUCGGUUCUGCAGUGUUUGGACAUCCAGGUUCGAGAGACUCAGGCUCUGAUUUUGGCUCCAACUCGAGAGUUAGCAGGACAGAUUCAGAAGGUGCUGCUGGCGUUGGGUGACUACAUGAACGUUCAGUGUCACUCAUGUAUCGGAGGCACAAAUGUGGGGGAAGACAUCAGAAAGCUGGACUACGGUCAGCAUGUGGUGGCCGGGACUCCUGGAAGAGUGUUUGACAUGAUCCGCAGGAGGAGUCUGAGAACACGGGCCAUUAAGAUGCUGGUUCUGGAUGAGGCAGAUGAAAUGCUUAACAAAGGUUUUAAGGAGCAGAUUUAUGACGUGUACAGGUAUCUUCCUCCGGCCACUCAGGUGUGUUUGAUCAGUGCCACGCUGCCCCAUGAGAUUCUAGAAAUGACCAACAAGUUCAUGACAGACCCCAUCCGUAUCCUGGUCAAACGUGAUGAGUUGACUCUGGAGGGGAUCAAGCAGUUUUUCGUGGCUGUUGAGCGAGAGGAGUGGAAGUUUGACACGUUGUGUGACCUGUACGACACGCUGACUAUCACACAAGCCGUCAUUUUCUGUAACACCAAACGCAAGGUGGACUGGCUGACAGAGAAGAUGAGAGAAGCAAACUUCACUGUGUCAUCUAUGCAUGGAGACAUGCCACAGAAAGAGAGAGAGUCUAUCAUGAAGGAGUUCAGAUCUGGAGCCAGUCGAGUGUUGAUCUCCACAGAUGUUUGGGCCAGAGGUCUGGAUGUUCCUCAGGUUUCUCUCAUCAUCAACUAUGAUCUGCCCAACAACAGAGAGCUGUACAUUCACAGGAUUGGUCGAUCGGGGCGUUACGGCAGGAAGGGUGUGGCCAUCAACUUUGUGAAGAAUGAUGACAUUCGUAUCCUGCGUGAUAUCGAGCAGUACUACUCCACACAGAUCGAUGAAAUGCCCAUGAACGUUGCUGAUCUGAUCUGAUCGGAGAUGUUGAAUGCAGGCUGAAACUUCCAAUAACACUUUUAUUCUCAUUCGGAUCUUAUUUUUCCACCUCUUGUCUUUUUUUUAUUUUUAAUUUCCUCUAGUGUUUUUAUGUAGUUUGAGCGAGUCAUUGGAUAUUGUGUUUAAGUAACGGCUGUUCCAUGCUCUUCGUUGGAUUUUGUAAAUAAAGAUUCUUUGUCACAGUC